UUUUUUAGCUGCAUUUUUCUUGCUUUUAAUUUCUUUUUCUUCUUCUUCUUUUUUUUUUUUUUAUUAACAACAAAAGACUUUUCUUUCUGCAAUUUUCUUGUUUAUUUUGAUUCUCAGCCAUUAUUUCUUAUUUUAUUUAUUUAUUUAUUUUGUUGUCAUGAUCACCACCUUUACAAAAGAACCCUUCUUUAUUGGCUAAGUUGUUCGUAUAUUAGCUUCUGGGGUCUAAUUAUAUAAGAUUCCAAAAAAGUUGCUUCAUACAUGUGCUUAUGUGUUUAAUGUAUCUUACAUUAUUAUACUAUAAUUAUUCCUUUCUUCAUACCAAAUAAAAAUCUCUCCUUUUCAUUUUUAUUUUUAUGUAUAUUCCAUAAAUUGGUCACAGGGGUCUGAAUAGGUGUAUUUUAUUAAAUCCUCUGUUUUCUCUAGAACCUGGGGCCUGAAUAUAUGGCUUUUUCUUUGGUGUUUAAUGGAGGAGAAUAAAGGGUCUCCUCCUUUCAAACCCAGGUAAUUUUUUUUAAAAAAAAAAUAAUUGAAUUUUCUUUAAUAUUUUAUCCAAAAUCAUCUCAAUUGUUAAAAAAAAAAAAAGAAUACUGAUGUUGUGCUGGGAAAAGUGAGACCUUAAACAUCUAUGAUUUUGUUACAUCGGAGAAUGCAAUUCAAUAUUUGACAACCCUUUAUUAGUAAAGCUUAUAUCUUUAGCUUUUUUUUCUUUGAGUUUCAUUAUAAUUCAAAGGAUUGUUUUUGUUUUGAAGAAAUGAUGAUUGUUUUGGAUAAAAGAUGCAAACUUUGAUCUGGGUUUUCGUUGGAAUUAAGAGAAAAGAAUUUCUGAAGAAGUGGGUUGUAGAUUGAAAAAAAAAAAAAAUCUGAGAAAGGAAAGAGAUUGUUCAUCAAUGGCGGAAGAACCAGUUGGGGAGCAGCAACAGUCUCAGCCUCAGACAGUUCAACCAAGUUUGCCCAGAAAGAAAAUGACCAAGCAAUUGACCGGAAAACGUGAUGACAGUCCGUUGCAUUCGGCUGCGAGAGCUGGAAACAUUGUUGCCGCCAGAGAAAUCCUCACCGGCACCGGAGGAGGAACAGAAUUGAAGCAGCUUCUGGCUAAGCAAAACCAUUCCGGCGAAACCGCCUUAUAUGUUGCGGCUGAGUAUGGAUAUGUUGAUUUGGUGAGAGAAAUGAUUCAGUACUAUGAUCUUUCUGAUGCUGGAAUCAAAGCCAGGAAUGGUUUUGAUGCUUUCCACAUUGCUGCCAAGCAAGGAGAUUUAGAUGUUUUGACAGUACUAAUGGAGGCAUAUCCAGAACUAGCAAUGACUGUUGAUAUAUCCAACACAACGGCUCUUCACACAGCUGCAACACAAGGUCAUACAGAGAUAGUGAAUCUGUUGUUAGAAACCGGAAGCAGCCUCGCCACCAUUGCCAGAAGUAAUGGUAAAACCGCCCUUCAUUCUGCUGCGCGAAAUGGGCAUUUGGAUGUUGUUAAAGAGCUUCUUAGAGCUGAGCCUGGUUUGGCUACUCGUACAGAUAAAAAGGGACAAACAGCUCUUCAUAUGGCUGUGAAAGGUCAGAAGCUUGAGGUUGUGGAAGAACUUGUAAAAGCAGAUCCUUUGUCUGUUAACAUAGUGGAUAACAAGGGUAACACUGCUUUGCAUAUAGCUACUCGAAAGGGUAGAAUUCAGAUAGUUAGGAUGCUACUCGGGCACAACGAUACCGACAAGAAAGCAGUAAAUAAGACGGGCGAAACAGCCAUUGACACGGCGGAGAAGACAGGGAACAACGACGUCAAGCUAAUUCUACAAGAGCACGGCGUGCAGAGUGCGAAAAACAUGAAGCCUCAGGGAACAAGCACAGCCAGAGAGCUAAAACAAACAGUGAGUGACAUCAAACAUGAAGUACAUGACCAAUUAGAGCAUACACGGCAGACAAGAAGGCGAGUUCAAGGCAUAGCCAAAAGACUCAAUAAGAUGCACGCCGAGGGACUCAACAACGCUAUUAACUCGACAACUGUGGUGGCAGUCCUCAUUGCAACCGUCGCCUUUGCAGCCAUCUUCACUGUCCCUGGCCAAUAUGUGGAUGACCCGAAAAACAUUCCUCUUGGAUUCACUCUUGGGGAGGCCAACAUUGCCUCAAAAGCUCCAUUCUUGAUCUUCUUUGUGUUCGAUUCGAUUGCCCUUUUUAUUUCACUGGCUGUAGUUGUGGUACAAACCUCUGUUGUGGUGAUUGAGAGCAAGGCCAAGAAACAGAUGAUGGCUGUGAUCAACAAGCUGAUGUGGUUGGCUUGUGUGCUUGUUUCGGUUGCUUUUUUGGCCUUGUCUUUCGUAGUUGUGGGGAAAAAUCAGAAGUGGUUGGCCAUUGGAGUGACCAUAAUAGGGACAACUAUAAUGGCUACUACACUUGGUACCAUGUGUUAUUGGGUUAUAAGGCAUCGAAUUGAGGACUCUAAUAUGAGAAGUAUUAGAAGAUCAUCAAUGGGAAGCAGGUCAAGGUCAUGUUCAUUGUCUGUAAUGUCUGAUUCUGAGAUUUUGAACAGUGAAUAUAAGAAAAUGUAUGCCAUUUGAUCAC
Messenger RNA from Cannabis sativa, 2553 nucleotides. Its product is annotated as ankyrin repeat-containing protein At5g02620. Bases 891 to 2549 code for a protein of 552 amino acids. The transcript is spliced from 3 exons. Gene Ontology annotation, molecular function: protein phosphatase regulator activity; protein phosphatase 1 binding. Gene Ontology annotation, cellular component: plasma membrane. The record is from RefSeq and is a predicted model, not a curated record. Lineage: Eukaryota; Viridiplantae; Streptophyta; Magnoliopsida; Rosales; Cannabaceae.